Molecule: messenger RNA, 2215 nt
Organism: Syngnathus typhle (broad-nosed pipefish)
Lineage: Eukaryota; Metazoa; Chordata; Actinopteri; Syngnathiformes; Syngnathidae
Product: interferon-induced transmembrane protein 5-like
Exons: 2
Coding region: 610-1209 (199 amino acids)
Cellular component (GO): plasma membrane
Source: RefSeq, a predicted model, not a curated record
GGUGUUAAAUGUUGAAGAAUAUUACCAUGUCAAUGCUAGUUCUUUUUUUUUUUUCAGACAUUUAACCUUAAGCUAUCUUUGUCUGCUCUUCGACGACCUUGUGUUAACUAUUGAUGUCGAACGUACACUUCAGUAAGUAUAACAAAUCAAACAUAGCAGUCAUAAAAAAAACACCAGAACUGGCGCAUCGUACUAAACAUUAAUAUCUACUUGCUAUUUUAAAAAUACUAACUCGCUAAAGUGACCACGGUGUGUGCAAAUGCCACGUUAUAUGAAGUUGACAGUAACUGGCCAGCAGGGGGUGGUGUUGCUAAACUCUAAUUACAUCUGUUUGUUUCGUAUUGUAAGUUUGACAUCUACAAUAUUUUGAAAAAUGAGAGGGCAAUUGGUACCUGAAUUGAGUUCUGUUGAGGUAUCAUUGAACGACAGGUUAGACAGAGUCAAGACAUUUUCUGAUUGUUUUGAAUCAUUCCUUCCAUCUGACCCCCACCUGCUCAUUAAACUUGUAAAAAAAAAAGGGAAAAAAAUCCAACUUCUCCCUGGAAGUUUUCUGCUUGUGCUGUUUUUAGGCUCUGUCAGGGUGACCACAUAAUGACAGAGCUGGCGUAAAUGAAAGAACCAUGCCCAGUCGCCUCCCUUUUCACUGGCCCAUAUAAAAGCUCUUGCUCGGGGGGGCUCCUUUCCACUGAAUCUCCUCGCUCGCUUCCCCAAAAGCCAAACAUCAACCAGACCCAGUUGCCCCGAUCGGACCCGACCAUGGACAACCUUUCGUACCACCAUUCGUACAAUUACCCCUCCGACUGCACCCCGCUGACCAACUGCAAGUCUGCCCGGAAACCAGCCGGCUCCACCGCGGUCAACAUGGGCAACGUGGGCGAGAACCCGCCUCGGGACUACAUCUUUUGGUCUCUGUGCAACACCAUGUAUGUGAACUUCUGCUGCCUGGGAUUCAUGGCGCUCCUGUAUUCCAUCAAGGCCCGUGAUCAGAAGACGCAGGGUAACCUGCAGCUGGCCCAGGAGUGCUCGGAUAAAGCCAAGUGGUACAACAUCUUGGCAGCCGGCUGGAACCUUCUCAUUCCUCUCCUGGCCGUGGGCCUGCUGGUGCUCCUGCUGGUCCACCUGGGCUCCUCUCAGGGCUCCUCUCAGGGCUCCUUCGACUUCCUCGGAGAGGACGGCCUACAGAAUUUCCUGAAACUCUUCAGCUGGUAGACGGACCGGACAAAAUGACCAAGGCAAUUUUAUUUUAGCGAUUUUGAUUUGAAGGGGAAGUGACGCCGGAGUGUGAUCGGAAGGCAGUCUAGCGUGCUGCAGGUCUAGUUUUGUGCUAAGCUCAGCAGCUUUUUCAUGAUUCUAUUUGGCUAGCAAUGCAGCAGUACUACAAUUUACAGCGAACCCCCCCGAUUGGUGGGGAAUUGGGACAAAGUUCUGACACAAAUUACGAAAAUCUACGGGUAAUUGUCCACACAAAGAAAUAUAUGUAAACGAUGCCUCAAGAUGGCGACAAAGUACAUUUUUCUUUUAAACGAAAAGAAGCUCACCCCUCAAAGAAACAUGAAUAGCAACAUUGAAAAAAAGAUUCUGGACAAAUUUGGAUCUGUGACCGAAACCCAAAGUUUGAGCUAUUGUCGCAUUCCUUGGUGUCGUAAAUUUGGGAGCUGCCGUUCUUGAAAUAUGUUAUAUAUAUUUAUUGUAUUUAUGCAGCCCCGUCCGUCGUUUAUGAAUAUCCGUACCACAACGGAACCCAAUUAUUGCUUUUGAAACAUCUUUAGUUGUGACAACAAAUAGCCGUUGAUGGAAGCCAAAGAUUUGUUAUUGUGAUAAAUCAAGGACGGGGCAACAAUCUCAUUCAGCCUUAAAGAUAUAUUACAGUUUUGCUAGCAUGAGUUUGUAUUUCAAAGAGACGAAAGCGAUUUAAGUAAGAAAUCAUUUUAGGUCGAAAAAGGAAAUCCAGAAGUCGUAACCAUGCUCAAAUUAUCCUUAUGUAUUCAUUGAGAUUGAUUUAAUAGCUGAUUUAAUUCAAUUAGCUGUCUUCAAAAAUAAAUACAUUCAACUUGGAUUGUUUUUAAAAAUCUAGAUCGGUUGAGUGAGAAUUGGCUUAGAAUUUGUGUUGAUUUUUUGAGGAUACCCUGGAUGCAUUAUAUUAUCUGUUUUUUUUGCUCCUUUUUCUUGUUAACUCUUAAUAAAUCCACAAAAUUCAGUGCAAUACUGAACACAA